CAGGCGGUGCAAUCUGGCAACCCAGUGUGAAUGAAAGUGUGUGUUAUGAAAGUGAAGUGAGGUGUGCACUGAGCUUCACUCCCGCCUACCACAGCGCUCAGGAUCUCCACAGGAUCUCCGCGGGAUCUCUUUGUAAAUGAGGCUCUCCAGCAACGUCCGACAUUUUCCGUAAGUAGGCUUUAGCAAACUGCUUCUCUACACACAGCUUGCUCCGGGAAUCUUUCUGGUAAACGUUUGGACUUUGGGAUCCUGGAUGAAGUUACAGGCUGUUUGCAGUAUCCAGAUCAACAUGCUGCAAGGGCUGAAGGCCUGAGUGCUUUAAGUCAUGGCAUCGCGGGGCGGCUCAGAUGCUCCCACUGCGGAUGAGAGGGGCGUCCCGCUGGAUAUCGAUGACGUCCACAUGCUUCUGCAAGUGGAACAGGAGCAGGUUCAAAAGAGGACAUUCACUAACUGGAUCAAUGCUCAGCUUUCGAAGAGGAGCUGUGCUUCCUUGGUGCAGGACCUAUUUUCAGACCUCCGUGAUGGAGCUCGAUUGCUGGACCUGCUGGAGGUCAUGAGUGGCCAGCAGUUGAAACGAGAGAAAGGCCAUGGAGUUUUUCAGCAGAGGGGAAAUGUUGAAACGGCUUUGAACUUCUUAAAAAAUAAAUCAAUUAAGCUGGUGAAUAUAAACAUCCCUGAUAUCAUAGAAGGGAAACCUUCCAUCAUUUUAGGCCUCAUAUGGACCAUUAUUCUACGCUGUCAUAUAGAGGAGUUAGCCAGCACUCUCUCCUUUGGUUCCCGUUCCUCGUCUCUGGAUUCCCUGUCCAGUGUGGAUUCAGCUCCUGGAACCCCUGUACGAGGCAGCCCUGUUCCACAGAGAGCAUCACCCCUCCACACACGCUUUCGCCUUUCUGCUAAAAAGGCCCUGCUCCUGUGGGUGCAAGACCAGUGCCAGAAAGUGGGCUGCUCAGUCAGUGUAAAAGAUUUCAAAUCAAGCUGGAGGAGUGGUGUUGCAUUCCACGCUAUCCUCUGCUCCUUGAGGCCGGACCUAGUGGACAUCUCCCUAACUGAGAUGAGGAGCAACCUUGAAAACUUAGAGGAGGCAUUCCGCAUAGCUCAGCAGGAGCUGGGAAUACCCAGACUGCUUGAACCUGAGGAUAUUGAUGUCAGUCACCCAGAUGAGAAGUCCAUAAUGACAUACGUAGCCCAGUUCCUGCAGUACUCCAAUGAUAUGCCCUCAGUUGAUGAUGAUCUUGAGCUGCAAACUUUUGUUUUUCCUACAUGUUUUUCUCCUGUCAACCUCCCCACCUACUGCACACCUGCUGUUCUGGCUUCCGCUCUGCAUCAGGCAUCACCCAAUCAGAAGAUCAGAGAGAUGACUUGUUGGCUUCAGCGAGCCUAUCAGGAACUGUUGGAUGUGUGGUCCUCCACAGAGAGAGAGGGGUAUAGCAGACGGUAUCAGGCAUUCCAGACCUUUGUGGGGUCGUUCUAUGAACAGCGGCGUCCGGUGAUUCCAAUGAUGAGUGCAAUGAGACGUAGCACCAAACUCAGCGAGGAGCAGGUUGCCCUAAGACAGGCCUGGGACAAUAUGGAGGACAGGUUACAGAGAUACAGAACUGAGCUGGAUGUAGCUUUACCUGCUCCUUUACACACUUUGGCUCAGUGGCUACAGAGAAUGGAGGCAAUACUGUCUGAGGAACAGGGCGACUCAGAUGACCAUGCAAGUGCUGCCCGAAAUGCCAGAGACAAGCAAGAGCAGCUCAAGGCAUUGUCAGCAGACAUGAGUGGCCACUUGGAUACACUUCAUCUGUUCACCAACACAGAUGAAGAUGGUUAUUCUCAGAUUCCUGUUGAAAAACUUGAUGAACUCAAGAGACGUUUCACCAGUGCCAGAGUGACAGCAAAGUUCCAUGGCAUCAAGUUGGAGUACUGGGAGCACUGGCACCACGUCUGUGAGCUUUUAAGCCAUCUCAAGAGCAAGCUGAAUAGCUGGAAAGGACCAUAUGGCCCUCAGGAGUUUGUGCUGUCCCUGCUGCAGGACUGGGAUGAUACCAUGAAGAAACAUGGCCUGGUGUCCAUAUUAAAAACAGCGCUCCACAAGCUGAAAGAUACUGCCAGCACAUACACUGGCAAGGCAGCCCUGUCAGAGGACUCUGGGACAGUGAGCAGACAGGUAAAGGAGGCUGAGAGUGAAGCAGCAGUGAGCGCAGAAGAAGCAGACACUUUAAGGGGCACUUUGGACCGUGUGCUGGCAGCAUGGGAAUCAUACAAGCACUGCUUCCACUCACUACACGUCUUCUUGGGACAGUCACAGGCAGGGAGCAAGGUCACUGAUAGCCUGUCAGAAUGGAGCUCUCUCCAGGCCCAGCUAAAUGAAACAGGAAACUUUUUGAUUGAGGUGACAGACAGCUCCACCAGCUCCUCUCUAGCAAAUGAGCUUGGUAAACUCAACAGAAGAUGGGCAGACUUCAUCAAGCGGACCAAGUUUGCAGUGCCAUCACAACAGGUUAGCAGCACAGCCCCAUGUGCUCAGGCCGCACAGCGCCUAGUGCAGGAAGCAGGCUGGACGCUGAGAGAGGCCAUAGAGGUGUCUUCUGAAGCACUGCACACAUACAGGAAGCGACUGCAGGCCAUGGUGAAGAAAAUUUCAGACUUAGACCUGAAUCUAUUAUCUCCAUCUCCUGGAUUUAGUGAAGAGACACUAAAGAAGCUGAAACACUCACUUCCAGAGAUGAAGCAGGCUCUGGGUGAGGCAGAGCAGGCAUGUGGGGAGCUGCAGAAGACAGCAUCCCAGCUGGAGGGUAGGCUUGCUGAGUUGGGUCACUGGAGCACUGAGGCCAUGGAAGUUUGCCAACAUUUGAGAGAAUGGCAACACAGAGGCCACCAAGGGCCUCACCCUAGAGCCAAAGCACUGAUUAGCAGAGGGCUGCAGCUGGAGGCACAGAUGGUGACGGAAGGACAGGAUCUGCAAGCUUUGCUGGAAAAACUGCAAGAGAACUCCUCCCUGCCCUUUCUCAGUGUGCGUGCCCUACAGGAAAGAGUGAAGCACACUGUCAAAAACUCUAAGGAGAUCAUAGAGAUGCUUACUUCUAUAGGAGUAAAGCAUGAGGGACAGACUGAAGUUGAUCAGCCACCUCCAAAAGUUAUUGUUCGUGCUUACAAUGUCCCAGAGCCCCAAGCAGGAACCUUCCAGGAAUGUGAAGCUCAAACCUCCAAACCUAAGAAACCCUCUCAGAAGACACUAACACAGUCUCAACACCAGCAGAGUCCUGGCUGUUCUCAGCAGACAGCCAAAACUGGCAUUAAAUCCCAGGUGCUUUCUCAGGCUGAUCCUCAAUAUCAGCCACAUGAUCAGUCUAGUGUUCUACUGAGAGCUGAAGACAUAGAUACCAUGCAGAACCAAGCUUUUCUGCCAUAUCCCCCUGGAAAAGAAAUCCAGAUGGAGCUUCAAACUGAGGAUCAGGUGUCACCUGUACGCCUGAGUCAAACCAGGACCAGAGUGUCAUCAGAAUGGCCUCAGCAGUUAUCAGAGUCAUCCAGCAGCACUGUCGUUCAGUCAGUUACCUUACAUCAACAACAUCCUGCCUCUGAAUCUAAAUAUAAGUGUCAAGAUGUAAGUGUUAACCCACUACAGCACCAUGGGCUCUUGACCAAGGCUUCUAGCCUUCCCCAGUCCCUGGAGACAUCACACAUGCAUGUAAAGACACCAGCACCUGCCCAAAUUCAGCUACAUGCACAAGGAAGCACACAGAGGCACACCCAGCUUGGUAUAUCACCCCACACUCCACAACAAGCCCAGGCUUGGCCUGAAGCUCUUAGCCCAAGCAUACAUCAGCGUCAACAAGGCCAAGGUAAUGCCCCAAAUCCUCGCCACGUGCCAGGGCAGAGCGAGGUGUUUUCCCGAGCUCAGGCUAUGGCUAAGAGUAGGAUGAACAAGGCCAAACAGCAUCUGCAUCAACACAUAGAGGAGGUCAUCACCAUAUUCAGCAACAGAAUCAUAUCUAAAGAGCAGGCCAGGAGGAAGCAGGGUGCACUACGAAGGCUUAAUCCAGCAGUGUUAGACGAAUUCCUGGGAGCUGUGGAAGGUCUAGGGGCCUUUUGUUCUGAAACCCAGCUCCAAGACCUGGAAAAACUUUCUCUGUCUGUCAGGGCCCAGUGGGAGGAUGUCUGUUCAGCAAUAGAGUCCUUUCUGCCUGAAUUGUGGCGAGAAGUUGAGCGAAGGCAGUCAAUUAAUGUGGCUCUUUUGAGGCAUGACAUAGACACUAACACAGAAAUUCCAGCCUGUGAUCCAGACCAAGUGUGCAGUGAACAGGCAUGCUCCUUAGUAGUGAAGCCUCAAGAGCGUCUGGAUGCACUUUACGAGCUUAGUAAUACUCUGAGAUCACCAGCAAGCUCCUCUAUGACCACCAGCCAGUUGACGGAGUGUGACGGCAAACUGGAGACUGUCCGCUACACAGUUAGUCCAAGCAGCAGCAUAGAGCCGUCCCAGCACCGCAGAGAGGGAGCAGUGAGGAGAGAGCCUGAGCUGCAUGCUGACCAAACACUAAGCCGGGCUUAUUCACAGGGCAUUGUACAUACUAACAGUGUGGAGACCAAACAGACAGCAGAGAGGACAGUCAUCCACACUCCAGAAAAACAGGAAGUGGGGGAGUCCCUACAGGAAGCUCACAGCAGUUACACAGCUGCCCAAUCAGCAUUCAAACAGCAGCUGCAGAUGAAUAGUGAGCAGCUCAGCACAGAUUUCCUUACCGGCUCCAGCCUCUCACCUCUCACCAUGAACAAACACCUCCAAGAUCUCCAGGUCCUGAGGCAGCAGACAGAGGCUUUAUGGUUUGAAUUUGAACUCCAGAGCUCUUCACACAUGGAGGAUGGCAACAGUGUUGACAAAGACAGAGUAGAGCUCAUUGAGCAGUGGAGGGGACAGCAGAUUUGCCUUCAUGCCAGGAUGAGGUCACUCAAGAGUGCUUUGGAGUUGUUGGAGCCAACUGAUAUUAGUAUCAAACGGAUCUCUGAUCAGCUGGACGAAAAUAUUAGAAAAACUUUGGACAUCACAGACUUUGCCCUCACAGAUUUCACAACAAUUUAUGGAGACACAAAGCUGGUGGGGGAGCACAUUCAUAGAGAACUGAUGCUCCUUUCUGAGACAGAGAGUAAGGUGGCCAUCUCUGCGGUCCUGACUGAGACUGAGCUUCAAGCGCGUCUGCUAUUACAACAGAUCAUCCAGAGCUGUAAACAGCGCCUGCAGCUGCUCAACCAUCAACUAGCCGAAACACAGUCAGUGCUUGGUGCUCUGGAACACUUCUUGAGUUGUUUACGCCAGCUGAAUGACGAGGUUUCCACAGCUGAGAGCACAUCUCCAUUAACAGGAGCACCAGACUCCACUUCCAGACUGGUAUCCAUCAGAAAGAAGCUUCAGCAGGCUACAGAAGAAGCUGCACAGGUUGAUUGUAUGCUCAAGGAUGCUGGGAUGAGUGUGACUCUGGAAAAGAAACCAGGCAGCUGUCAGGAUUUGGUGGCCAGAUGUGCAACAGAGAUCAAGGCUCUGGAAAGGAGAGGAGUGCAGAGCAGCAAAGAAGAGGAGAAGAGGGAGCGGAUGCUGAGGAAGAAGAGGAAAGCCCUGCAGGUCACACUGAAUGAGGUGCAAGGAUUAAUGGAAAGACAGGGCCUGAAGGAGCCCACUCUUCCUGCCCUGCAAUACAGAUUGAGAUUUUUGACAGACAUGGAGAGUAAAGUAGCUGAUGUGCACUCAGACAUCCAGAAUCUGAGAGACAUAUCUGCUCAGACAAACACUUCAGAGGAAGGCCUCAGAGAGCUGGAGGUCCAGUGGGAGGAGAUCCACAAAACACUUGGUGAAAGUCAAGAGGAAUGUCUUUCCCUGACCGAGCUGCUGAAGAGGUUUCAGAGCUGCCGUGCCCACCUUAAUAACACCCUGCAGAUUAGUGAGCAGACCAUAAGUGAGCAGGCCUCCUACAUGGGCAAAGAAAAUCUUCAGCGUCUGAUCACCAGGGUAAGCAGCAUUAAAUCAGACCUGAAUGCUCUUGGAGAUGGUGUGGAGGAGUUCAGAGCUGUGUGCAGGCAGCUGCACUCUCAGAUGCGAAAUAUCCCAGACUGCUCAGAUGCUCCAUUCGAGAGUGAGGCGGAUGCACUCAUGGACCGCUGGCUAGAUGUGAGCGAGAGGACAGACUGCCAUUUUGAGAAUCUGCAGAUUGGGAUGUCAUUGUGGGAUAAGCUUCUCUUGUUGGCUAGGGAGGUGGAAAGCUGGACCAACAACAAACUGAAGACCUUUGCUCAGUCACACCCAUUUCAGACAGAACAGGAAGUUCUUGCUAUGCAGGAGGAGCUGAGGACACAGGAGGAAAAUGUGGAACAUUUCCAUCGCAGGUCUGCCGAGAUCAAGGACAUUCUGCACAUCAGUGAACCCCCCCUGGAGCUACAGGUGACUGAGAGUCAGCUGAGGAAAAGAAUGGAAGAAGUGAAGGAGCUGUUCACUGAAACAAGUGAUGUCUUCAGAGAGCUGGUGGCUGCCAAGGCUCAGGUCACAGCCAGGAUGACAGACUGCAUGUCCUCCAUACAGAUGAUAAAAGAUGCCCUGAGCACACUUGCUGCAUCUGAGGGCCCGCAGCUAAUCCGGGAUAUCCAGGUCUUAUCAGAGAAACUACACCUAGAAACUGAGCAGGCAGACACUCUGAUACAGCAGGUUGCCUUGUUGGCCAGUGUGGCCAGCCCAGAAAGCUUGUGGUCUCUUACUGAGGAUGGGGCUCAGCUACAGGAAAACAUCUCUGCUGUCAAAGACAUGAUCAUUCUGAAGAGAGAAGUAGCAGAGAGCCUCAAUAAGCCACAACAGGUCAAAUAUGCUCAAGUCAUGGAGUCAGAGGAUCUUCGUUCCCAAGUCACAGUUCAGAAGAGCCAAGAUCCUCCACCAAGGAAAAGUGAUUUCAGCAACACUCAGGGACAUCUGGGUCAAUCUUCAUCUGACAUCUUUCCCAAAGCAAAAGAGCUACUUGAGGAUUCAUCAGACCAUGAAGACUUCUUUAAAGAUUUGCAGAACUUCAAACACCUGGCAGAAAGAACAGAAGACUGGCUUAAAAGAUUACAGCAGUUGGUUGACACUCAGGAAACAGAUACUCAAAACAUCCCUGUUAAAACUAAGGAGAGACUGCAGGAACUGCAGGUGAAAAAAGAUGUGGUGUUGGACCUGAGGGCUGAAGGAGACAGCAGGUUGGAGAAGCUAAAGGUCAGAGGUCAGGCACUGCUCCAGAGACACAGUGAUAGAGGGGGAAGAGACUUACAGGAUGUCCUAUGCAUACUUAGAGAUGCAGAGUGCCAGUGGGAUUCUGUGUUGCAGUCUGCAGUUGAGCAGCACAGACUUCUACAGGGUGUUAUUGAGCACUCCUCCUCUGGUCAGCACCAGCGACAGCAGGUUGAGACCAGGCUGCAGCAGCUUCAGGAGCUACAAGAGCAAAUUGCAGCCCUACCUGCUCUUUUUCCCUGGCCAGGUUUGACUGAGAGGAAGACAGUUGUGGAGCAGGCUCAUUGUCUUCUGGAGAAAGCCAAAGCCCUGGGCUCUGACAUUACAGCACUGAAAUUUCAGAUGAGGGAGCAGCCCCAGUUAACACAAGACCCAACCUGGACUGAUCUGCCCUGGGAUAACCUGGAGAACAGUGCCUCCAGCUUGGUCAAACAAAUCAGUGAUGCAUGUGGUGGUCUGGAUGAGAGCAUUCACAAAGAAAGGCACUGCAGCCUUGUGCUAAAGCAGUGCAGUGAAUCCCUGGACACUCUGCAGAAGGAAAUGCUCAUAUCCUCACAAAAAGACCAGAAGUCUAAAUUGGACACUCUAGAAGCCAUGAUUCAGGCUCUGGGUCAUGAAGGCAAGAAUCUACAUGAAGUCAAAAUACUGACCACUUCCCUGCUGAGGAGCUGCACUCCGGAAGGUCAGACAGCCAUGACUCAGGAUGUUCAGACACUGCUCAAUAAGCAGACAAUGCUUGAGAAGUCCAUUCACAAACAGCUUGACCAUUUGCAAAGCCAAAAGGUCGGAGAAACAGGUUUUGAAAUGGUUGCUCACAAUAUAGAGGAUGGUAUGGAAAGAAGAGAUAGCAGAAUUACACCUAAUCAAGUCAGCAAAAUGGAACAGCAUAUGAAAUGUUUAUCAAGUGAAACUGAACAUCCCCUGAGCAUCAUGAAAGACAUGACAGAUUAUGGACAGUGCACUGAGAUAAGUGGUUUGCCCACUGGUGCAGAUCAUCAACACACAGUUGCUGCUCCUAAACCUGUGUUUAACAUUGUUUUGGAAACUAAGCUUUCUACAUCCAAUCAAGAAAGUUCACUGUUCGAUUCUGUAGAUUCUACUUCUCAACAAAAUUUAACCAAACCUAUUUCAUUUUUUACUAUACGCCAUGAUCAGGCAACUAAAAGAGAAGAGGAAAAUGUAAAACACAAUAAUGACAUUACUCUAGAGGGACUGCAGUCAUCCUCAGAAUCAGUACAACCAGUUCAGACUGGAAAUGCUCUUUCUCCACUCACAAUUGCUGUUGGUGCAGAGAGUUCCUCUGGAGAUGCAGAUGUGUCAAGUCAACAGCCUUCGAAAUUACACAUGGACAGUGACAAGCGAAGUAGCACUGGGACUGCAAAAGUCUAUAAAACUAUUCAGGAUGUUGAUCAAUCAAUAUUGAAACCUGAUGGGCAGCAGUCAGUAGAGUCUCCCAAACACAAAGAUGCUAUUGAAUUCAGUUCUGACAAUCCCACUGAUAAUGCAACUGAAUUUACAUUGGGAAUGACAAAAAGUGAAGAGGAUCUUAUUCAGUCUUUGGACAGUCAAGAGAAAAUACAUCCAGCCACGCUUACAGAAUUAAUGCAAACAGGUCAGACUGAAAAUGCUCAUUCUCAAAAACUCCAAACCUCUGUUUGUACAGAAAGUUCCACUGGAGAUGCACAUUCGACAAGUCCUCAGCCUUCUGCAUUAACAGACAGGGACGUAACAGAUGCAAAUAUGCAGCAAAAUCAGAACGCUGAUACAACAAAAUUGAUUGAUGCCAGAUCUGUUUCUUACCAGCAAAAAACUGUAUCUAUAGAAUGGGACAGAGAGGACAGACAAGAGACUGCAAACUCAGCUGAUAUUUCACAUGAUCCAGUAUCAGAGGCUCUUGAAAUUUCUACACCAGAAAUUGACUGGUUGAAUCAGACACCUGAUGCAAACCAGCUUGAAUCUAGUAUGGUACUCUUGGACAGUAACAACCAAAGUGGCCUUGAAAUUACAAAAUGUUGUACUAUCAUUUGGGAUGUUGAUCAGCCUAUACUGCAGCCUGAUGGACAACAGUCACUGGAGUCUCCCAAAGCUGGAGAUACUAAUGAAUUCAGCUCUGAAAAUCUCACUGCUAAAGCGAAGGACAAAGGAAAAAGUGAGAAGGAUCCUAUGCAGUCAUUAGAUAGUCUAGAGAAAAUGCAGCCAACCUCACUUAUAGAAUCAAAGCAACCAGGUCAGACUGAAAAUGGUAAUCUUCAACAAAACCAAACUCCUGUUGGUGCAGAAAGUUUCUCUGGAGAUUCAGAUUUGUCAAGUCAACAAGUUUCAAGGUUAUCACACAGGGAGGUUACAGAAGUGGACCUGCUACAAAGUCAGGAGGUUCAUACAACAAAACUGACUGAUGCCGCAUCUGUUUCCUAUCAGCAAAAAAAUCUAUGUACAGAAAGGGACAGAGAGGACAGACAGGAUACCACAAAAUCAGAUAAGAAAAACAUGAAUGACCUGAGCACUGAACAGGCAAAAGCAGAAGAAGAUGUUAUUAUGUUUAGACAGGGAAUUGAACCAACACACAGAGAAGGUGAUGUUUCUCAUGGUCCAUUAUCAGAGGUUCUUAAAAUCUCUACAAGAGAAAUUGACUUGUCGAAUCAGAAACCUGAUGCAACUCAGCCUGAAUCUAUGAUGGUACACAUCGACAGUGAAAAGCAAAGUAGCACUGGGAUUGCAAAAGUCUGUAAAUCCAUUCUGGAUGUUGAUCAAUCUGUACUCAAACCUGACACAGUAGAAUCUCCCAAUGCUGGAGAUGCUAAUGAAUUCAGUUCUGACAAUCCCACUGACAAUUCAACAGACUCUAAAUCAAGAGCAACAAAAAGUGAAGAGGAUCUUAAGAAGUCACUGGACAGUCUAGAGAAAAUCCAACCGACUUCACUUUCAGAAUCAAUGCAAACAGGUCAGCCUGAAAAUGCUUAUUCUCAACAACUCCAAACCCCUGUUUUUACAGAAAGUUCCACUGGAGAUGCAGAUUUGUCAAGUCAACAAGCUUCGAUGUUAUCUGUCAGGCAUAUUGCAAACAUGGAUGUGCUUCAAAAUCAGGAAUUUGAUAUGAUAUCAGAGAUUAAUGUUAGAUCUGUUUCCUAUCAAAAAUCUCCUGUGUCUCCAGAUCAGCACCAACAACAGGGACAUGAGAGAGCCAUUCCAAAUGACAGAAAUGAACCAGAUACAGAACAGGCAAAAUCAGAAGAAGACACUAUUAGGUUCAGACAGGGAAAUGAACACACACAAGGAGAGGUUGAUUUUUCACAUACUACAGUAGAAGAUGUUCUUGAACUUACUAGAAGAGAAACAGACUUGUUGAGUCAGAUACCUGAUGCAAACCAGCCUGAUUCUGGUAUGGUACACAUGGACAGUGACAAUCAAAGUAGUCUUGGUGCUCCAAAAGUUUAUACCAUAAUUCUGGAUGUUGAUCAACCUGUAUUAAACCCUGAGAGGCACCAGUCAGCAGAUGAUAAUGAAUUUGAUCCUGAAAAUUCUACUGCUAAAUCAGAGGACUUUAAAUCAAAAAGAACAAAAUAUGACGAGGAUCUUACUCAGUCACUGAACAGUCUAGAUGAAAUGCGGUCAACUGUACGAACAGAAUCAGUGCAAGCACGUCAGACUAAAAAUGCUCAUCUUCAACAUGUCCAAACUUCUGCUGGUAUAGAAGAUUCCUGUGGAGAUGUAGAAGUGUCACAUCGUCAAGCUUCUACAUUAUCAGACGGAGAUUCUAUAGAGGCAGAUGUGCCACAACAUCAGGCAGUUUGUACAAAAGAACCUGAUGCCAUAACCAUUUCCUAUCAGCAAAAUUCUGGAUCUAUAGAUCAGGACAGAAAAGAGAGACAACAGCCAGCAAUUGGAAAUGACAAAAGCACAAAAGAACUGGACAGUAAACAGGCCAAAGCAGAAGAUAGCCAUUGUUCCAAGCAUUCCAGUUCUAUUAAGAAAAGAAAGAAGAAAAAGAGGGUGCUGAACACAGAUCUAACAAUUACUAAAGAAGACAGGAAGAGUGAAACAACAAUCUCCAAACAGAUGAGCGAAGGCAGCUCUCUGCAUCAUGAGACAGCUAGCACAAAGCAUCUCGAUACCACAGACACAACACCAGGUACUUUCACGGAAGAGGAUGUGCUGCAAAAUCAGAGAGUUGAUAUAGCAAAAGAUCUUGAUGGCAGAAAUGUUUCUUACCAGCUACACACUGUAUCUAUAGAUUCUGAUGCAGAAGACAGACAAGAGUCAGCAAACCCAAUUGCCAAAAGCACAAAUGACCCAGAAACUGAACAGGCAAAAGCAGUAGAGGAAACCAUCAACUUCAGACAAGAAACUGAGUACACACACAGAGAAAGUGAUAUUUCACAUGGUCCAGUACCAGAGGUUCUUGAAAUAUCUAGAACAGAAAUAGAACAGAAACAGGCAAAUACAAAAGAAGAUUAUACUACAUUCAGACAGGGAACUGAACACUCACACAGAGAAGCUGAUGUUUCUCAUGGUCCAAUAUCAGAAGUUCCUGAAAAGUCUACAACAGUAAUUGACUUGUUGAAUCAGACAACUGAUGCAACCCAUCCUGAAUCUAGUACACUACAACAGUGUACUAGAACAGAAAUAGACUUGUUGAGUCAGAUACCUGCUGCAAACCAGCCUGAUUCUGGUAUGGUACACAUGGACAGUGACAAUCAAAGUAGUCUUGGUGGUCCAAAAGUUUAUACCAUAAUUCUGGAUGUUGAUCAACCUGCAUUAAACCCUGAGAGGCACCAGUCAGCAGAUGAUAAUGAAUUUGAUCCUGAAAAUUCUACUGCUAAAUCAGAGGACUUUAAAUCAAAAAGAACAAAAUAUGACGAGGAUCUUACUCAGUCACUGAACAGUCUAGAUGAAAUGCAGUCAACCGUACGAACAGAAUCAGUGCAAGCACGUCAGACUAAAAAUGCUCAUCUUCAACAUGUCCAAACUUCUGCUGGUAUAGAAGAUUCCUGUGGAGCUGUAGAUGUGACACAUCGUCAAGCAUCUACAUUAUCAGACAGAGAUUCUAUAGAGGCAGAUGUGCCACAAAUUCAGGCAGUUCAUACAAAAGAACCUGAUGCCAUAACCAUUUCCUAUCAGCAAAAUUCUGGAUCUAUAGAUCAGGACAGAAAAGAGAGACAACAGCCAGCAAUUGGAAAUGACAAAAGCACAAAAGAACUGGACAGUAAACAGGCCAAAGCAGAAGAUAGCCGUUGUUUCAAGCAUUCCAGUUCUAUUAAGAAAAGAAAGAAGAAAAAGAGGGUGCUGAACACAGAUCUACCAAUUACUAAAGAAGACAGGAAGAGUGAAACACCAAUCUCCAAACAGAUGAGCGAAGGCAGCACUCUGCAGCACUCUGUUCAUUUCCCAAUAUCAGAAGAUCCUCAAAAGUCUACAACAGUAAUUGACUUGUUGAAUCAGACACCUGAUGCAACCCAUCCUGAAUCUAGGACACUACUCAUGGACAGUGAUGACCACAGUAGCACUGGGAUUGCAAAAGUCUGUAAAUCCAUUCUGGAUGUUGAUCAGCCCACACUGAAACUUGAUGGGCGACAGUCAGUGGAGUCUCCCAAAGCUAAUGCUAAUGAAUUCAAUUCUGACAAUCCCACAGACAAUUCAACAGACUCUAAAUCAAGAGCAACAAAAAGUGACGAGGACCUUAUGAAGUCACUGGACAUUCUAGAGAAAAUCCAACAGACUUCACUUUCAGAAUCAAUGCAAACAGGUCAGCCUGAAAAUGCUUAUUCUCAACAACUCCAAACCCCUGUUUUUACAGAAAGUUCCACUGGAGAUGCAGAUUUGUCAAGUCAACAAGCUUCGAUGUUAUCUGUCAGGCAUAUUACAAACAUGGAUGUGCUUCAAAAUCAGGAAGUUGGUACAAUAUCAGAGAUUAAUGCUAGAUCUGUUUUCUACCAAAAAUCUCCUCUAUUUUCAGAUCAGCCCCAGCAACAGGGACACGAGGGAGCAAUCCCAAAUGACAGAAAUGAACCAGACACUGACCAGGCAAAACCAGAAGAAGACACUAUUAGCUUCAGAAAGGAAACUGAAUACACACACACAGAAACUGAUAUUUCUCAUACUACAGUAGAAGAUGUUCUUGAGCUUAAUAGAAGAGAAAUAGACUUGUUGAGUCAGAUACCUGAUGAAAACCAAAGUAGUCCUGAAACUGCAAAAGUUUACACAAUCAUUCUGGAUGUUGGUAAGCCAAUACUGAAACCUGAGAGCCAGCAGGCAGCUGACAAAGGUAAUGAAUUCCGGUCUGAAAAUUCCCCUGUUAAUGCGACAGACUUUAAAAUAAGAACAUCACAAAGUGAGGAGGAUCUUAUGCAGUCACUGGACAUUCUACAGGAAAUGCAGUCAACCUUUCUUAUAGAAUCAGUACAACAAGUACAGACUGACAAUACCCCUUCCCAACUCCAAGCCUUGGCUGGUUCCUCUGGAGAUACACAAAUGUCAAAUACUCAGGCUUCUAUAUUAUCAGACAGGGACAUUACAGAUGUGGAUGUGCAAAAUCAGGAAUUUGAUACCACAAAAUUGUUUGAUUCCAGAUCUGUUUCCUACCAACAACACAUUCUAUCUAAAAAAUGGGACAGAGAGGACAGACAAGAUACCACAAACACAGAUAACAAACACAUGAAUGAUCCAGAUACUGAACAGGCAAAAGCUGAAGAUGAUGAUUCUGGGAUCGGACAGGGAAAUGAGCCCAUGUACAGAGAAGUUGAUAUUUCACAUGUUCCAGUAUCAGAGGUUCUUGAAAUUUCUAGGGUAAUUAAUAUGUUGAGUCAGAUAGCUGAUGCAAAUGAGUUUAAGUCUAGUAUGCUGUGCAUGGUGAGUGACAACCAAAGUAGCAUUGGAACUGCAAAAGCCUCUACCACUAUUUUAGAUGUUGAUCAAUCUGUAUAUCCAGGUCAGAUUGAAAAUUCUCAUCUUCGACAAAUUCAAAUCCCUGCUGAUACAGGAAGUUCCUCUGCAGAUGCAGAUUUGUCAAAUCAACAAGCUUCAAUGUUAUCUGACAGUGAUAUUACAGAAGUGGAUGUGCUGCAAAAUAAUGAAAUUGAUGCACUACAAUCGACUGAUGCCAGAUCUGUUUCUUACCUACAACACACGGUUUCUAGAGAAAGUGACAGAGAGGACAAGCAACACACCAACAAAACAGAUGACAAAAACAUGCAUGACCUGAGCACAGAACAGACAAAUGCAGAAGAAGAUUAUAUGACAUUCAGACAGGGAAUUGAACCAACACAAAGAGAAGCUGAUGUUUCACGUGGUACAUUGUCAGAAGUUCUUGAAAUUUCUACCACAGAAAUUGAGUUGUCGCAUAAGAUACCUGAUGAAAACAAGCCUAUUAUGGUAAACAUGAACAGUGACAAACAAAGUAGCACUGAGACUGCAAAAGUCUGUAAAACCAUUCAGGAUUUUGAACAAUCUAUACUGAAACCUGAUGGACAACAUUCAGUGGAGUCUCUUAAAGCUGGUGAUGCUAUUGAAUUCAGUUCUGAAAAUCCCAUUGAUAAUGCAAGAGAGUCUAAAUCAGGAACAACAAAAAGUGAGGAUCGUAUUCAGUCCUUGGACAGUCCAACCAAUCACAAAAACAAAAUCCAACCAAUCACACUUACAGAAUCAAUGCAAACAGGUCAGACUGAAAAUGCUAAUUCUCCACAACUCCAAACCCCUGUUUGUACAGAAAGUUCCACUGGAGAUGCAGAUUUGACAAGUCCUCAACCUUCUACGUUAUCAGACAUGGAUAUGACAGACAUGGAUGUGCUGCAAAAUCAGGAAGUUGACACAAAAAAAUUGAUUGAUGCCAGAUCUGUUUGCUACCAGCAAAACACUGUAUCUGUAGACAGACAAGAGACUGCAAACCUAGAUGACAAAAACACAAAUGACCCAGACACUGAUAUUUCACAAUGUCCAGUUCCAGAGGUUCUUGAAUUUUCUAGUACAGACUUGUCAAAUCAGAUACCUAAUGCAAACAAGUUUGAAUUUAAUAUGCCAUGCAUGAAAAGUGAAACCAAAAGUAGCCCUAGGACUGAUAAAGUCUGUACUAUCAUUCUGGAUGUUGAUGAGCCCAUACUGACACCUUACGAGCAAGAGUCUCCUAAAGCUGGUGAUUCUAAUGAAUUCGGUUCUAAAAAUCCCACUGCUAAUGCAAAGGACUCUAAAUUAGAAACAACAAAAAGUGAAGAGGAUCUUAUGCAGUCAUUAGACAGUCUAGAACAGAUGCAGUCAACCCUACUUAGAGAAUUAAUACAACCGGUUUUGACUAGAAAUGCUCAUCUUCAACAAGUCCAACCCCUUGUUGAUGCAGACAGUUCCUCUGGAGUUGCAGAUUUGUCAAGUCAACAAGCUUUGAUGUUAUCGGACAGAGAUGUUACAGAGUCAGAUGUGCUGCAAAAUCAGCAAGGUGAUAUAAAAAAAUUGAUUGAGGCCAGAUCUGUUUCCUACCAGAAUAACACUCUAAUUAUAGAAUGGGACAGACAGGACAGACAGGAUACUGCAAAACCAGUUGACAAAAACAUGAAUGACCUGGACACUGAACAGGUAAAAUCUGAAGAAAGCAAUAUUAGGUUCAGACAGGGAACUGAACCCACACGAAAAGAUGAUAAUUCAUGUAGUCCAGUUCCAGAGAAAUUUCAAGAAAUUUCUAUGGCAGAAAAUGACUUGUUGAAUCAGAUACCUGAUGCAACCAAGCAUGAUUCUAGUAUGCCAUACAUGGAGAGUGAAACCAAAAAUAGCAUUGGAACCGAAAAAGUAUGUACUGCCAUUUUGCAUGUUGAUCAUCCUAUACUGAAACCUGAUGGGCAGCAGUCAGUGGGGCCUACUAAAUCUGGAGAUACUAAAGAAUUUAUUGUUGAAAAUACCACUGACUAUGCAACAGACUCCAAACCAGGAACAACAAAAAGUGAAGAGCAUCAUAUGCAGUCAUUAGGCAGUCUUGCAGAAUUGCAAUCAAUCUCACUUACAGAAUCAGUGCAACCAAGUCAGAUUGGAAAUACUCAUUCCCAACUCCAACCCUCUGUUGAUGUAGAACGUUUCCCUGGAGAUGCAGAUGUGUUAGGUGACCAAGAUUGUAUGUUACUAUGUAGGGAUAUUACAGAAGUACAUGUGCUGCAAAAUGAGGGUGUUGGUACAGUAGAAGAGCAUGAAGCCACUAGCGAAUUGAUCAGGGUGAGGAAAAAUGACUGGGGCAAGGAAGAACGUCAAGAAACAAAAAAUAUAAAUGAAGCACACACUGAACUAGCAAAAGCAGGAGAUGGUGAGUGUUUGAAGCUUUUCAGCGCUAUAAAGAGGAAGAAAAAGGCAAAGGAAGAUCAGACAAAUGAUGAAGAAAACAGGAAGACUGAGACAUCUAGCUCCAAAAAAAUGAGUGAAGGCAGCUCUCCGCAUCAUCAGACAACUACCAUAAGGCAUACAAAUGCCACUGACACAACACUGAGUGCAUCCACAGAAUAUACUCAAGAAGAUACUCCAAAAUCCAUGAAUGUCUUCAGUUUAGAUGUUAAAGCAAUGGAUGCUAUAGAAAGCAAAGGUGACAUGGAUUCCCCAGAGAAUACAGAUAGACAGCUGAGUUCAAGCACUGCACUUGUAGGUAGUAGCCAUGCCAGUGCCACAAGCAAUCAUCCUACCGAUAUAAAAUCAACAGACUUUAAGUGUACCAUUAAGAAGCAAGUUCCUAAUUCAAGAGACAUUUCAGAGACAUCCAGAGCUGAGUCUGAGCCACCGAUAACCGCUGCAGUACCAUUACAGCUGGAGUUCAGCAUCCAUUCAGAAGCAGGCUCAAAGGCGCAGACUGAGGCCUCGGACAGUAAUGACUGCUUACAGGCAGAAGAAAUGUCCAAAGCCAAGACAAAUGUGUCUGGAAGUGAAGGAGAUCAAUGUGAAGAUUUCAAGGACAAGCAAACAAGGACAGCAAAUGAGCCUGCCCGAGCAUCAGCACUGGACCCCUUUUUGGAUAUCAGCACAAAUAUUCACCCUGUAAUGGAUACCAGUGAUAAUCCAACACCUAGGGAGGCAACCUGGCUUCUAGAGCCAUCACUUGCAGAAUUGGAGAACCAACUAGGAAGGGCUGUUCUUAGGAUUCUGAAAUGUCGAAAUCAGCCAGCCCGGCUUAGCACUGAACUAAUGAGCCAGCAACUUCAGGAAGCAGAGAGCUGCAGACAGUAUGUUGAGGAGCAGUUGGCUUCACAGUCUCAAUGUAGAGGCCCUGGUCUCUCCCAGCUCAACCAAAGUAUGGUGAAGAGAUGGACUUCAGCGCUGUUGGAUGCUACAGCCACAGUACAGGUUAAAGAGUCCCAGCUCCAAAAGGUCACACAAUAUCACCUACAAAUACAGGCCCUCCAAGAUACACUUCAAGAACUGGAGCAAGAACUGGAGGAUUCACUGAGCCUGGUUUCUUUGAAAAGCAGUGCUGUUCAAGCAAAAAAACUGUAUGCAUUGCUCAAGCACAUGAAGCAGAAGAAGAGCCUGCUGGAAGAACUGAUGCAUACAUGUUGCCAUGUGUCACCCUAUUUGGGAGAGGCAGAGGGUCCAGUAGCAUGCCUAAUCCAGGUUAAGAAUUUGCAGAAAAAGUGGCAGAUUUUGGAGGGGACAGCAGACAGAACCUUAAGGCAUACUGACCAUUGUAUGUCAGAAGCUUCUAUACUAAUGAAGGAUGCUAAGGCACUUCUGGGUGAAGUAGAGGUUCUGCACACAGCUUCUUCCUCACCUUUGACUCAGAUAAAAGACUGCCAAAGAACCAAACAGGAACUGAUAACAUUCUCUGAGUUUGUGGAAUUAAAUCAACGAUACCUUUACCUCCUUGAGCUCUCACAGGCUGUUUUCCAAUGUCCACUAGGGGAGAAGGAGAAGGAAGACAUUAGCAAUGUUUUCAAAAACCUGAAAUCUCAAUUAGAUUGUGCUCAGGAGAAACUUUGUACUUAUGCUACCUGUCCCAGUGACCACUUACUGGCAGAGAUCACUAAUACUAUGAAAAGCUGGUUUGCUUGGGCAAAACAAACAGAGAGCAGAAUCACCAGGAAAAAGAGGUUAUCUCUUUUCCCUGAGGAAGCCAGUCAGCAGGUUAACAGCAUGACAAAGCUGCAGUCAGAAAUAUCCUCCAGGCAAUUCAAAUUGUCCCCAGUGGUUAUGAAAUUAAAAGAGGAGAUUGCAGGACUUAGCCAGGUGGAUUCGUCUCUUAUGUCAUCUGCACUACAGACCUUAGAGAACUUCUACAGUAAGAUCUCAGAAAAGGCAGAGAGUGUUACUGCAGAACUGAACCAAAUGCUGCAUGCUAGACAGAGACUAGACAUGCAGAUUACAGAUAUUAGCACCUGGCUGGCCUCACUCUUAGAGAAAGAGUCCAAUAAAGCUGCAGCAAUCCAGCUUGGAAGCUCUAUCACAGACUUGCGAGGCUACCAUCAAAAGCACAAAGCUACUUUAAAAGAAGCUGAGAAGCGGCUAUCAACCACUCAGACACUUCUGGAUGAGACAAAGGACAUGAUUCAUGGUCUUAGUAUUGUAGACACUUUACACCUUACCAACAAACUUACCACCUUGCAAGAAGAGAUCAGUGGGGUUGUUAAAUGUAAGCGAACCACAUGUUGGGAACUAGAGGAGCUCCUGCAUGCCCAGGAAUCUUCUACAGAAGAAUUUACUGCCAUCCAGAAGAGUUUACGUCAAAUAACAACUGACUUUGAGAAGCAAAGAUAUCCUGUAACACAAGACUCACUUGCUGCUUUUGACCCUAUAAGACACAUGCUGAUAGAGCAUCUUUCUCAAGUGCUGGAAGUUCAGCAUUGCCAGGAGAACCAGAGGAAAGACCUUUUACGGACCAUUCUGAACUUACAGGAGAAAAUGCGGCUACUGGAUCAGCAGAGCACUGAACAUGAAGAAUAUCUGACAUCCAAAAUGCAUUUGGAAAACCACUUUGAGGCAGUGAAGAAGAGAGUUCUUGAGGUCUCGGAGUGCAGCAGAGAUGCUGAUAAAAGACUCCAUAUGGGUCAAACCCUCCUAGUGGAGAUACACCUGGUGAAGAUAUCCUGUCGGAAGACAGCAGAACAACUGGAGGCCAUUUCUGGUGACCUCUUCCCAUCACAAUUAAACUCUGAGAAGCAAAAGAUUUACAGCAUGCUGCAAGGUCUUACUGCCUGGGAACAAAUUGUUAGUAGUGAUGUUAAAAAUCAGGAGGACUCCCUAUUGGCUAGCAGCCUUAGCAAUAUAAGGGAGCUGACUCCACUAAUUGAACACUUUAGGAGAGUUGAAGAGCAGCUAAAGCAGAACAGCUGCCUGGAUCCAAGUGACCAGGCCAUUACCAAAGCACUACAAACAUGCUUGACACUUGAGAGGUCAGUGGCAUCUGGGCUGCGAAUGUUGGAGAUUUGCAAAGACUGUACAGAUAUUGAAGGCUAUGGAAAAACCACCGACAUUGGAAAAAGAAUUUCCAAAGACUGUAAAAUGCAGAUGGAAAACCUUCUCAAGGCUAAGGAGGCCCUGAAAGACUAUCACAGUUCUGUCCGACGAGCUGUUGGUUUCCUUCAGCAGAUUGAGACUAAACUCUUGAUUCCAUCUGCCAGUUUCAAAGACUCUAACGAAGAACUGAACCAUACUCAACAACUUCUUACUAGUCUGUCUAAAGGAUUCCAGGAUCAUGUGACUGAAUUACAUGCCCGAUUGCCCUCACAAGCUUGUUUUUCUCCUCAAACUAAGAAGCUCCACAUCCAGGUUGUCAACCACCUCCACAUGACUGAUGCCAAAUUGGAAGCACAAGCUCAGCAAAAACUGGAGGCCCUUCAGAGGUGCUUAAUGGAACAGGCCACCCACACUAAACAGCAUGAUGACAUGACCCACCUUCUUCGAAACUUUGACUUCCAACUUUCAAACAGCUUCAGUCACAAACCGAUUUCUUUAGAAGAGUGCAAUGACCAGCUUGAAAAAAUUAAGGUGCUUCAGGAGGAGCUAGUUAACAUGAGUUCAAGGCUGGAGGAAAUGAAAGACAAAUGCCCACUGCUGAACUGUAACGUAGGUGCAGAGAAAACACUGGGACAUCUACAAAGGCAUUGGGCCUUGCUGCAGCAGCGGCUAGACUCACUGAAAUCCAGAGUAGCCCUUACAGAAACACAGUGGAAGGAAAUUAUGUUAAGAAUCAAGAGAUCCAGGGAAGCUCUUGACCAUCUUCAACACAGCCUCUCUGAGAUCUCCAAGAUGAAGGGAUCUCUUGGGAAGCUUCAAGAGAUCCUGGGACAAACCGAACAGCUCCAAAAUGAACUGGACCAAGAGCAGCUCACUUUGGUCUCUCUUCGACGCUGUGAAUCACGACUGCUGAGUGCCUCAAACCUUCAUGAAUAUAACACUUCCAGUCAGAUAAGACAGGAACUGCAGUCACUGCUGAGCCGUUGUGGAAGUCUGAGAGAACAGAGCAGUGAGGUGAGACAUAAUGUGCUGUCUGAGAUCCAGGAGUGGGGUCGCUUUCAGGAGGAAUUGAAGGGAUUGCAGCAGAGUGUUCUCUCUCUGCUGUCAGCCCUGCAGAGCCAGUCAGAUCCCAGACAUAUACGGGAGGUUAGAGCAGAGGUAGACUCUCAGAAUGUCAAACUGCAGGACAUUAUGGACAGGGUGAGGAAGAGGAGCAAAGACCCACCUCAAGAGAUCAAGAAUUUAUAUGACCUAGUCACUCUGUCCCUGAAGGAAGCUAAGGACAAGGUGGGACAGGCUAUGGAGAGGAGUGGCUCUCUUCAGAGAAUGAGUGAGCAUGUGGACAAAGUGACUGUGGGUUUAAGCUGUGCUGAGGCCCUGCUGCAGCGGAAGAGUCCCACUGUAAAAGAAGCUGAGAGCAUACUCAAGCGGGUAUGGGAUGAAUUGGACCAGUGGCACUCACGGAUCGCUGAGCUAGAGGCAGAGGUUCAGGAGCUGGCUGAGGAGCAGCCUGAGAGAGCUCACAUACUGAUGGAUGAGCUCACAAAGCCCCUGCAGCUCUACCAGGCUGUAGCCAAGCAGGCAGAGCAGAGGACUGCCUUCAUUAACAGAAUCCCUACAUAUCUCCAAGAGUAUGAGGACGUUCUGCGUAGCUCUACAUGCUGGCUGACUGAGACUCAGUCCUGGCUAAAGACUCCUCAGACCUACACGACUGCCAAGUGUCUGCACAGCCAUGCCAACUCCCUACAGCAAAUCCAUGAACAAAUCCAGCAGGUCUCACUCUGCCAUUGCCGCACUAUGAUGCUGGAUGAGUCGGAAGGGAUGCGAGGGUCUCUGGAGGCUUUUGGGUCUUCACUCCAUGAGAUAUCAGCUGUAUGUGACACCAGCACUGAAGAGCAAAACAUGUUGCAGAUCUGCACCAACAUUAGCCACAUGCAGCACAGUGUUCUGGAGCCACUGUCUCAGCUCCAGCAUGCAGCAGCAGAGAUGGAUGCAAUUGAAGCAGAGGUGAAGACAAUGGAGAAGAGUAUCACGAAGAUCAGAAGUAUCUUAUCUACUGUAGAGACACAGGACAUACCUCUAGAGGAGCAUCUUCAAAACAGACAGGUAAUCCUGGAAAACCUGCAGGCCAUGCAGAGGACCUUAGCUGAGAUCGAGAGGUGCAGGGAUGGCCUGGGUCUGCCUACAGGAGCCGAACUCAGUCUCUCAGUCUUCCACAGAGCCGAGCAGCUUCAUCCCCAUAUCAGUGAGCUCCAGCAACUCACUGAGGAGCAAAGCACUGCAUUGAGGGCUGCUGUUGGUCACUCCGUGGCUCUUAUCUCUCCGUCUGAUGGAGGAAUGGUAUCAAGUACUGGCCUUCACUGCUCUAGGGAUGUGAUGCAGGUGCCUAUGGAAACAACAUACUCAAAGGAAGAUGAUGAUGAUGAUGAUGAUGAUUAUGAGGAUGAAGGCAGUCACUCUUCGUCCUCUGAGACUCUUACUUGCAGUGCUCCAGAGGACCCAGAUGAGAUUUCAGUAGGUGAAAAUCCUGGUGAAACCAGUGGUGCCACUGUGGUCCAAGUGUCUGUCACUAAGGAAUCUUUUCCUGGAGCAACAGAAAUGCCAGUGGAGACUAAACUAGAAAGUGUUACUUCGUCUACCGAGCUUAAAACAACUAUUUCAAAUACAACAAACAGCAGGUCAGUUGAUGAUGACACAGCUCAUGUGUCUGUUACAACUCCAGCAAUGUUAUUACCUGUGACAGUUGAUCCUGCUGUGCAACUGAACAUACCAACUAAAGAAACUGAGGAAACACCGGAGGACAAUAAAUAUCCGGAAACAACAGAGAUGCCUGAAGGAGUGACACAUAAAAAUGAACUAAAACCAGAGCAGACAGGAACAUCUGCUGUAAAGCCGGGACCGGUUUGUAAAAACAAGAACGUUGCAGACAUGAAGACUGAGUCCAGCAUUCAAGAAAUAUUAACUGAUCAAGUUGAGGAGUCCAGAUCCAAACCUACUGAGAAAGAAAAUAGGACAUGCACUGCGGUCAGUGAGGAUCAUAAGCUAGUUGAGACUACAGUUCCUACACUGGACACAGACACCAUCUCUCAGGAGGACAAAGCACUGGACCCAGUGGAUGAAGCUCCUGCUGAAACCACCUCUGCCAUUGUGGUCCAAGUGUCUGUCACUAAGGAAUCUCCUCUUAAAGAAAUUGAAAAGUCAAUGGAGCCUGUACCCUUGAAAACUGAGACUAAACCUGAAAAUGGUACUUCAUCUAAACAAAAGUCAUUUGCUAAAGACGCUGGUCCUGUAUCUGCCACCAUUUGUCUACAACAUCUUGAUACAUCAAUACCUGUGACACCUGAUCCUGCUGUGCAACUUAACAUAUCAGCUAAAAUAACCAGUAACGAGACCGAGGAAAUGCUGAAGGACAUCAAACAGGCAGAAGCAAUGGAAAAGCCUGAAGGAGUGACAGAGAAUGAUACACUAAAACCAGAGUUGAUAGGGGCAUCUAAUGUAAAGCCUGGACUAGUUAGUAAAGACAAGGACAUUGUAGACAUGGGGACUGAGUCAGACCUUCAGGAAAUGUUGGAAGAGUCCAAAUCCAAACCCAUAGAGAAAGAAACAGUGAGACAAUCUGCAGUCAGUGAAGAUCAACAGAGAGCUGUCUCCUUCUUGGCUGUAGUGCCUAUAGUGGACACAAACACUACUCCUCAGGAGGACACAGCACUGGAGGUACAGAAGGAGCUACAAGAGCAGAGAGAUCUGAUAGAGGCCAUUGCUCGCCAGAACAGUAGCGCUGAUCUGGAGCAGGAGGACCAGACACAGUCUCAGAAACGUGCAGGAUCCAUUGGUGGGGGUCUGUAUGUUUCUGAGCAGCCAACAGAGAUGGAAGUGACCUGGGCCCAGCUUCACCUGAGACUAGACCUUCUGCUGGACUCAGUAAACACUAAGCAGGACAGAACUAAAUUAGAGGUGAAAAGUGUAGCUGAGGAUGAAGUGGGUAAUGAUGCUAGAUCUUCUAUCACCCAGGAAAUGCAUGGGCAUGCUGAGCGACUUCGGCUUAUCCAUAAUAAGAGACUCAGCCUGGCCACUCCAGCUGGUAUUGUUCAAUCUGAGCUGUGUGAGGCCUUGACUUGUCUGAGUUACACACUCUCAAGAAUCACACACACACUUCAGUCUCCAUCAGAGAGGAGCAGAGAGACCAGCCAGCUCCAUCUGCUCAAUAUGCAGUGUCUGUCAUCACAGCUGGCUUCUAUUAGCAGUAUGAUAAACAGUAUGGGCCCAGAAAUCACUGUCUCUGAGGUCUCGGAUGCAAAGUCCUGUCUGGAGCGACUCAGUAGCUGCAUAUCCUCCAUUCAGAGAGCCUUAUCAUUGCAAGAGGAGCUGCUGAGUAGGCAGCUAGGUCAUACUCCACAACUUCAGAUUGCAGAGCAGUUGCUUGAAAGUCCAGUAUCUGUACUGGAGGCCAAAGGAGCGCAGCAUAGUAAAUCAACCAGCUUCAUUCAAGAUCUGCCCAGCCUACAGGGUGUGGAGGGCAAGGUGUGGAGUUCCGUGCGAGAGGACAAGAGGACAGAGCAAGAGGUUUCAGCACUACACCGCUGCUAUCAGGCUAAUCUACAGGGCCUGAGGGAUAUGUUGGAGCUGGGCUCCGAGCGACUUCUACACAGCCAAGUCACGCAUCAGCACAGCUGCAGCCAACUCCAGAGCCUGCUUAGAGGACACAAGAGGUACUUCAAGGAGUUGAGGUGGUACCAUGCGAUGAUCCAGCAUCUAUCCAAGCAGAUACCAGAAGGAGCAGUGCAAGAUCAAGAAGAAGUUGAACAGUUGAUCUCUAAGCUCGUACUGCAGGCUUCAGAACAAGGAGUUCACAUACAGCACAACUUAGAGGAGUGCUCUCGAUAUGAAGAGAUGGGAGUGAAACUGGGGAGGCAGCUGGAAAAGCUGGAGGCAGCAAUGCCCAGUAAUGAUCUGAACUCAGAACCUGAAUCACAACUACGAGACCGACUGCAGGCCUACCAGCAGUUGCAAAGGCUCCUUGAGGACAGCAGGCCCCAGUUGGAGCUUCUGCAAGCCCAGGGUUUGUUUCCUGAGAGAGUGAAUCAUGCUGGUCCAAUUUCAGAGCUUCAGAGUAACUGGCUAGCUCUCCACAGACAGCUGGAGCAGGAGAUCCAACGCACAAAGGAGAUGCAAGUCAGCUAUGAUAGGUUUAUUUGCAGUUCUGCUGAACUGGAAGUUUGGAUUGCUUCUGUACUUGUAAAUGUGCAGCUGUGGAACAAUCUCUGUGAUCCUAACCCACCUGAUUCAGAGUUUCUUCUGCCAAAUAUCAUGAACUUCUUUAAGGAGCUGGAAAGAAGGUCUGUACAGAAGGCCACUGCAGUGAGAGCAGGCACGCAGGUCCUGCAACUGUCAGACACUGAGGCUCCUGAACUACGCCAACAUUUGGUUCAGCUUGAGAAAGACUGGACAGAGCUCACUAAUGCUGUACCGUCUGUUCAGCACACACUGCAACAGCUGCUAGCAGGUCUAGGUCAGAGUGAGGUCAGGGCUUAUCUGUCCACCUGGCUGGAGCAAAUGAAGAGCAGACUGGAGGAGGAGAGCUCCAGAGAGCAUCAUGUCCUGAACUCUACUGAGCUCACCACUCUUCUACAGCAUCUGAAGGACUUUAAAGCAGAAAUGACAAGCCGGCAGCCAUGUGUAGACUUCCUCAACCACUCUGUAGAAGAGGCGGGCUUUGUGGAUGAUGCAGCCAAUCGUAAUGAGCGUUUGACCCUUGCUGAGCAAUUGGGAGCCCUCAAUCUAGAUUGGAUCCUCCUACAUAGAAAGAUUGACAUCAAGAUGCGAGAAAUAGAGCACAAAAAGCAGGACUGUGCACAGAGAGAGGGACGUCUGCGGCAACUCUGCAGCUGGAUCUCAGUGCAGGAAAAGAAGAUGAGAGUGAAUGGGAGGCCAGCUGGCUGGACACAGAUACAGCAAGCUUUAAAGGAUUCUGAGGAGGAGGAGGAAAAGUUAAAGCUAAAAUCCACUGAGCUUCUGCAGUUGAGAACUCUUCACAUGUUAGGGCAGAAGGAUGGCCAGCACCCAGGAGAUCAGACAUUCUCCUCGCAGGUGGAGAGCACCAGUGAGCAGUGCCAGACUCUGAGGCAACAGAUGAGUGUUGUUCGGGGUGUUCUGGUCGGGCUGAAGGAGCAGUGGGCUCAGUUGGACGCAGCACUAAGGGAUGUAGCACUACACACUAUUGGCAUGGCCUAUAAGCUGGAGUGCAGCAAGAUCCCUACAUUGUCACUCCAGCAAAGCAAAGAACAUGUAGAUCAGCUUCAGGAGCUUCAGAUGGAGGUAGAAAGAUCAGAGCAGACUUGGACAAACUUGGCCAGUCUUUUUUCAGAAAUGAAAGACAAAAUCCACCCUGGUGCUGCUGUUCUUCUGUCUAAUGAAUUGGAUCAAAAGAAAGCACGGUGGGCAGCUGUGGUGCAUGACAUCAGUUUGGAGCUGCAGAAGGCUCAGAUGGAGCUGCAACUCUGGCAGGAGUACAGGCUGCUAUAUGAGGGCUGCUCUGAGCAUUUGAACCAUUACCGGGAGCAGUAUGAGGCUUUUCUGAGCCUGCUGAAAAACCAGGAGUAUGACAACGAGCAGCUUCACAGCAGGAUCAACAACAUCAGUGAGUUGGAGGACAAACUGGAAGCAUUGCAGGGUAAUGUUGGAAAUGUAUUAGAAGCUUCUAAGCUUCUUAUGGUACAGUUAGACCCCCAGGCAGCCCCUGUUAUCCAAUCAGAGGCCAGGCUUCUCUCACGUGGUCUUGUGCAUCUGAGCCAGGCACUAGAUAAAACACGGGAACAACUCCAGGAGGAGCUGGAACAUCAUGUCUGUUUCAGUACUGAUUUGGAAUCACUAAUGCAGUGUCUCAGAAGAUCUGAAAGUGUGUUGACCUCACCCACCCAGCACACCCCACCCACAAGCAUUGAGCACCUAAAGCUGGCUCUUUUGGAGUUGAGUGCACUGACCCCUGACCUCGGAGCCCUGAAUGAGCGGAGCCUCAGAUUGCCAAUUACCGCUUCUGAGGCUGAGCAGCUGCAGGUCCUCAAUACACACUGGGUGCAGGUCUUCACCCAGGCCAUGAACAGGCACAGGGAAAUGUAUAGUGUGCAGUUGUGUGAUCAAAGCUUCCAGCAGAAGUGCCAAGCUUGGAUGGUUCUACUGGAGAAACUGGAAUCCGGACUCUCCAAUGACAUUUCUGGAAAUGAUUCUUCUAUGAGAGAACAGCUUGCUCUACACCAGAAGCUGAAGAUGGAAGUGCUGAUUGGCCAGCAGCUCCUGGAUGCUGUGGUCAGAGAGGCAUUGAGGCUUUUGGAUGAAAAUCAGGUAGAAGACAGGAAGGAUCUGAUUCUGAGGUUGACCCAGCUGAAGGAGCGAUGGCGGGGAACACUGCGUAGGGUUCAGCAGCGCAGCAGGUGCCUGGAGCAGCAAACCGAACAAUGGAGGCUGUAUAGAACAGGCCUGAAAAGACUUUGGAGACUUCUGAAGGACUUAGAACAUUUACUGUCACCUGCUGGUUUGGCACCUUGCAGUUUUCAACAGCUUAAACAAUCCAUUCAGGACUAUGAGCAGGCUCAGGAGAAGCUGAGCGAUCAUGAGGAGCUCUACACCCAGACUGUGCAGGUGUGCAGGCAGAUCUUACCCCUGGCAGAUGUACGGACACAAGCUGAGCUGAAGGCUGAAAUUGAGACUUUGCAGGAAGCCUGGGAGCAAAGUAAUGGUCUGAUUGUGAAGAGGAAGGCUCUCUCUGAAACAGUCAUUCAGAACUGGAGUUGCUGUGAGGAUGGACUUGCUGAUAGUGCGCUCCAUCUGAGAGAGAUUGCUGUCAAACUAAAGCAGCCACUGCCAGACAACAUAGAGCUUCAGGAGAAGCUCUUCAAGGAGGACGAGAACUCUUUGGAGCUGUGGGCUGGAGGAUUGAGGGAGCUGGUCACCAUGAAGACAGACAUCUCGCAGUAUGUGCUGCCCACAGACACGAUGCUUCUCCAGGGACAGGUGGAGGAACUGCACAGCCAGUGGGAAGAACUUUGCCUGAAGGUGUCCAAGCGUAAACAAGAGAUUGCCGACCGCCUGAAUGCUUGGACCAUUUUCAACGACAAACACAAGGAGCUUUGCGAGUGGUUAGCACAGAUGGAGAGAAAGGUUAUACACAGCAGCGAUUACUUCAGCAUCGAGGAGAUGGUUGAGAAACUGAAAAAGGACUGCAUGGAGGAGAUUAACCUCUUCAGCGAGAAUAAGAGCCACCUUAAGCGGCUGGGGGAGCAGCUGCUUUUAGCUAGCGACCAAGCCAAAGAGGCCAACAUCCAUGGUGUACUGCAAGAUGUCAGUGACCGUUGGCAGCAUCUGUUUGACCACAUUGAAGCCAGAGUGAACAAGCUGAAAGAGACUCUGGCUGCUGUGCAGCAACUAGAUAAGAACAUGAGUAACCUGCGGAGCUGGCUGUCGCGCAUUGAGGCGGAGUUGACCAAGCCUGUACACUACAGCAUCUGCAAUGUAGAAGAGAUCCAGAAGAGAAUGGAAGAGCAGCAGGAGCUGCAGCGGGACAUUGAGCAGCACACAGAGGGCAUAACAUCUGUCCUCACUUUGUGUGACAUGCUGCUGCAUGAUGAGGAUGCCUGCAGCAGCAACAGUGAAAAUGAUUCUAUCCAGCUGACCACUCACAGUCUGGACCAGCGCUGGAGAAACAUCUGCUCCAUGUCCUUAGAGAGGAAGAUAAGGAUUGAGGAGACAUGGAGGCUGUGGUGUAAGUUUCAGGAAGAUUACUUGCAAUUUGAAGACUGGCUAAACAUAGCUGAGCACACUGCUGCUGAACCCGAGUCAUCUGAUGUUCUUUAUACCGUGGCUAAAGAGGAGCUCAAGAGAUAUGAGGCAUUCCAGAGAGAGGUACAUGAAAAGCUGGCCCAACUAGAAAUGAUUAAUAGCCAAUUCCGACGGCUGGCCCGGGAGAACCGCACUGACUCAGCAAACAGGCUGCAGACCAUGGUGCACCAGGGCAACCAGCGCUGGGACGCUCUGCAUAAAAGAGUGGCAGCCAUACUGCGCAGGCUGAGGCAUUUUACAGCUCAGAGAGAGGAUUUUGAGGGGACACGGGAGAGCCUGCUGGUCUGGCUGACUGAGAUGGACUUGCAACUUACCAAUGUGGAGCACUUCUCAGAGAGUGACAUUGAACACAAGCUGAAAAAGCUCAAAGGUCUCAAGAAGAAGAUAACUCGGAACACAGAUAAGAUCGACGCUCUGAUUGUGUUCGGUGAGGGUCUGAUUCAGAGGAGUGCUCCCCUGGAUGCUGUGCUUAUAGAGGAUGAGCUCGAAGAACUGCAUUCCUACUGCCAGGAAGUGUUCAGCCGAGUUGGCUGCUUCCACCAGCGCCUCACCAGGCCUCAGCCUCUGUUGGACAAACCCGAGCUCUGUAUCAGCAAGAGCACUGCAGGGAUGGAAGUUUCUGAUGUAGCCGACGCAAGCAAUGACACAUUCACCAGCCAGGCCUCCAUGUCCCUCCUGGCUCCCCCACAGGAACGGUCAGGCUGUGAGACACCGCUCAGUGUUGACUCCAUCCCCCUGGAGUGGGACCACACUGGAGAUGUGGGUGGUUCCUCCUCACAUGAGGAGGAUGAUGAUGCAAGUUUCUUCAGCUGCCUCUCAGGUGUGGAGGUCACAGAGAGCUCUGAGGCCAUUGUAAACUCCACAGUGCAGUCUCUUACAGUGACCUCGGUCCCAGGAAAAGAUGUGGUGGCUCAGAGCUGGCACUCACAGGCUGUUCCAGAUAAAAUCCCCCUUUCCCUUCCUGAUACAAAAGAACACACACCUGAUCUUCCUGUACAUGAAAGCACACCCUAUAAACAAGGCUACGUUCAGCUCAUGUCUGAAUGCAGCAGUAGCAUUGAGAAUGUGAAAAAGGUCUCACUCAUCCUGGAUAAUGAUGAACAGCAUGAGGACCAAGGAGGUCUCACCAGCCUCACAGCUGCAGACACGCAGUCAAGAGUGAUCGAGCGCUGGGAGCUCCUCCAGGCACGUGCAGUCAGAGAGGAGCAGUGCUACAACAGAGACCGGGAACAGCUGAUGUCUGACCUGCACGACAUCACUUCCUGGCUGGGCCAGGUCAUCCCUGAGCUUGAGAAACUCCAAAAUGCAGAGACAACAUGUGUUAGUGUGCAGAUCAUGGAGGCCAGGGUCAAACAGCUAAAGGACAUGCAGAAGGCUUUUGCACGGUAUAAGACGCUGAUGCUGAGUCUGAACCUAGGUGGGCGGGAGCUGCAGUGUGAAACAGGUCCAGAGGUGCAGCAGCUACAGGAAGACUUGUGCAGCAUGAACCGAAGCUGGGCCGAGGCCUGUGUGAGCCUGGAGGAGUGGGAGGAGAAUCUGAGAAAGUCCUUCAUGCAUUGCCAAGAGUUCCAUGAGACAUUGCACUCACUCUUGCUGUGGCUGGCCCAUGCUGAGAGCAGGAGAUUCACCGUUAAUGUCCAUGAUCCAUCUGUACACAUAUCCGUGCUGCAUGAACACAGGACUGCACUGAUGGGUCUGGAAGAGGAGCUGAAGGCCAGGCAGAUGCGAGUGACAUCUCUGCAAGAGCUCACCACUGAGCUGCUCCCUGAGUCAGGGCCUGAGGACGACUAUGAGGCCACAGAGAAGCUCCACGUCAUCCGUAACAAAUUACGGCUGCUGCUGCGUCAGGUCAAGCAGGACCUCCAAACUGUUCAAGAGCGUUUGGACUCCUCUGAGGCAUUGGCUGUGAGUAAAGGACAAGAUCCUGGAUCUUCAUCUAUGGAGCUAACAGCAAGUAGAUCAUCCAGCGCCACCAGGAUGCAGAAUAGGGAUUCUUCCCCACCGCGGUCUUUCUUCUAUCGGGUCCUGCGAGCUGCCUUCCCGCUCCACCUCCUCUUCCUCCUGCUGCUGGUUUUCGCCUGCCUGGUGCCACUGUCCGAAGACGACUACAGCUGUACUCUAUCUAACAACUUUGCCAGAUCAUUCUAUCCUAUGCUGCGCUACACUAAUGGACCUCCUCCAACUUAAUACAAUUGCACACACGCAAGUACUGACCAACUGGUCUACUUCCAAAGGUGAUUCUUACAAACUCUAUUAGCACUCGGUGUGGGAGAGCAUAUUGCUACUGUCCAAAAUGUUUUAAUAAGUGUAUUUAUAAAAUUGAUUUUAUUCUAUUUAUUCCCUAAGAAAAGCCAUACUACUGAGAACUUUUUAAAAGAUAAAUCAACUCCUAAUUUUUAUUAUAUAUGUGUUCUUUUACUAAUGUGACUGCGGGAAUGUCAAGGCACAUAAUCAUCGUACCCCGUUGAUACAUUGGCUUACAAUCUCUUUUCAGGCAUUUAAGUUUAAGAGAGAAAAACCAUUGUAACCAGUUGUGUUGUUAUUUCAGACAUUCUUAUUCCAACUUAAACAUGCAUCAUUUGGAUAGAUAGAGAGAAUGGUGACUGAUAAUACCAUGUAUGACUGUAUAAAUGUGUUUUAUGCUAAACAGUAUGUUUUCUUUACAGAACCAGCGUGUUUAAAUGCCUCUAAAUUUAUUUUUUACUUUAUUAAGACAUGGAUUGCUAUUAAAAAAACCUAUAAUUUGUAUAUUCGUUGCUCCAAGCCUUAUUUUUAAUUUCCAUUAGCGUAACUAGACUGUUGAUCAUUAUGAAUAUUGCGUUCACUGGAACAGGCAUUGACCCCAAGAACUUAAUGUGCCCUGCAAUUCAUUUCUGAACUUCCAAAGUUCUUGUUUAUUUCCUCUUAUUUGGUAAUAAAUUUUAUCUUGCACAA
Messenger RNA from Pangasianodon hypophthalmus (striped catfish), 31399 nucleotides. Its product is annotated as nesprin-2. Gene Ontology annotation, molecular function: protein binding. The record is from RefSeq and is a predicted model, not a curated record. Gene Ontology annotation, cellular component: membrane. The coding region runs from base 326 to 30652 and encodes 10108 amino acids. Lineage: Eukaryota; Metazoa; Chordata; Actinopteri; Siluriformes; Pangasiidae. The transcript has 114 exons.